UAAUGGUCCAGAUAACCCAUGGUCCACCUGAAUAGACCAUCACACAAUCCUCCUGAGAUGAGAAUUUAAAUAAGAAAUAGUUGUUGCUUAGAUCAAUUGAGGCGAAAUCAUCUUGUAGCCCCUAAAGUGUCUUGACUCUAGCACACAGCAAUCUAUAUCCUAUACUCUUCCCAACUGAUUAGAUGAUGAGUGCAUUUGCCCAUGGUCAUCUGAUUUCUUGUAAUAACUUUCUGGGGAGAGCAAUUGUGGGUAUCCCAUCGGUCCUCUGGGUGAGAAGUCCAUCUUGGAUGUCAGUAUCUCCAUCCUUAUCUUCGUCCACAGAGUUGAUAGUAUCCUUUAAUUCAUCAAAAUAGAAAUCUUUGCUUUUGGGUGCUGUGAGGGCUUCUUUGAAUGAUUUAACCUUGGGCCCCUCAAUUGGUGUAGACAACAACUUAGGGCUUGAAGAUUGAGAGGGGGCGGGGAGGGUGUGUAUGGAUGGAUCAUCCAUGGGGAUGUCCAUCUCUGCUUCCCCCCAUUGAAUCUUUGCUUUUAAUUUUCUUGGUGCUACGAAUCAGAUGGUCUUCUUCUUCUUGAAAUUUUUCUUGUUGAUCAAAGCUGACAGUUGAAGGUAGGUUAAGUGACUCGUUCCAAAAUUGGAAGAAGAUGGACAUUGGAUAACUCAUGGAAUACAAUCAUGUUCAAGCAGUCUCCUAGUAGAAACCACAGGUCCAAAGGCAUCAAGGUUAAGCGUGUUCUUCAAAUUUGUGUCCUGCUUGCUGUCUGCUUUUGGUUGGUUUACCAAGUCAAGCACUCCCAUGACAAGAAGAAAGAAUUUGAUGAAAACGAUGCAAAGCUAUCACAUGAAAAACAUUUUGAUGGUGAAAUUUCGAAAAUCGGAAGAAAAGCUAUCCUUCCUGGAUUGGAGGAAACAACUAUGAAAAAUGAUGAAGUAGAAGAAGAAGAAACUGGAGGAGGAGGAGAAGAAGAAGAGAACAAGCAGAAUGAAGAGGAAGAGAAAAAAGAAGACAAGUCUGAAGAGAAAGAAGAUGAGGGGAGAGGAGGUGGAGAUGAUCAGAUAGCCGAACGUGAUCAACAGAAAUCUGAGAUAGGGGUUGAGCAUGAGGUGGAUUUUAUCGAUGAAGAGAUGGAGAGAGAAAAAGCUGAUGAGAAGGAAGCUGAAAGUAAAGGUGUUCAAAAUGAGAAUGAGAAUUCUUUGGAGGACCGUAAUCAUGGUGGAGGUAAUAGGAAUGCUCAUGAGGCGCGAGAGGAACAUUAUAGGGCUGAUGAUGCUUCCAGUGCGGUGACACAUGAGACUGAAGGAGGAAGUUUGGAAAACUCAAACAAGAAAACUGAAAUGAAUAGUCUAGGGGAGGAAAAUAAAGUGAAUAAUGCGGAGGAAAUCACUGUUGCUCAAAACAGGACAGGCAUAGAGGAUGCAAAAGGUGAAAUGGUUGAAAAUGUUGUUUCUCCAAAUGUAACCGGGAAAGAAGAAAAGCGGUACGAGAUUGGUUCAUCCAAAUCGGAGGACAGCUGGCUUUUGAAUUCUACAAUGACAACAGAGGCUAACAAUCAACCAGAAAUAGGCAAUAAUAACUCAACAGACGGGAGUUUGGAAACUAACAAUUUGUCCCUGCAAAAUGAAACGGAGACUAAAGCAAGUGCAAGUAAAGCUCAAAAUGCCACGGUAGAGGGCACAACUUCAGAAGACUCCGCCUUACAAACCAUUGCUCUGGGACAGGAAAAUAAUUCUAAUGCAACAGCUUCCAAAAACAAUCAAUCCGACUCAAAUUUGAUGAUUUCCAGUAAUACUGAAAAUUUAGAAUCAGCCGCCAAAGGAGAAUUCUCAAAUUCGUUAUCUACUUCAGAAUUAUCUAUAUCAGAAAAGGUUGCAACAUCUAAUGCAUCGGUUGGAGUAGAGGGUACUAGUACUACAGAGGAACACACUGAUGCAACUCGGAAUGAGAAGUCAGAAACCAGUAAUGGAACAGAUGUAAAAGAUGAAAGCCGGGACUCUGCCAAAACUGAGAAUCCAGAUGUAGUUCACCAUGACCCCGUUGAUUCUUCCAUCCCCUUAGAGAAGGAUGUCCGCGCGGAUCUUGAUACUUUGCCAGAAAUUAGAACUGAAGGAAGCAACAAUGAAGAUGCUGCGGCUGAAUGAUAAUUUUGAUCAAGUAGUUAUUAGUUUUAGUCCAGUUAUAAAAUUUUUGUUUUCCUUUGUUUUGAAUUUGGUAACAUGUGGGGUUCUAGAACCCUUUUGCUUGAUCGUGUGAAUUAUUGAUUAAUUGAGAGAAUAUGGUUUCAACUUUCUAGGUGGAGUGUAGGCAAGUUGAUGGUA
Molecule: messenger RNA, 2314 nt
Organism: Camellia sinensis
Lineage: Eukaryota; Viridiplantae; Streptophyta; Magnoliopsida; Ericales; Theaceae
Source: RefSeq, a predicted model, not a curated record